Indicator indicator is the source of this 3057-nucleotide messenger RNA. RefSeq names its product PPARG coactivator 1 beta (gene PPARGC1B). Lineage: Eukaryota; Metazoa; Chordata; Aves; Piciformes; Indicatoridae. Gene Ontology annotation, biological process: positive regulation of transcription by RNA polymerase II. Bases 1 to 3057 code for a protein of 1018 amino acids. The transcript has 12 exons. Gene Ontology annotation, molecular function: transcription factor binding; RNA binding. Gene Ontology annotation, cellular component: nucleus. The record is from RefSeq and is a predicted model, not a curated record.
AUGGCGGAGCCGGGGCCGGAUUGCAGCUCUCUGCUCGACGAGGAUCUUUCCUCCUUCGUCUUCAGUUACCUCGCUGAUAGCCAGUAUGAGGUGUCUGGCGAGGAGCACCUCUACUCUGACUUCCCGGAGAUUGAUUUGUCUCAGCUGGAUGCCAACGACUUUGACUCUGCAGGCUGCUUCAGCGAGCUGCAGUGGUGUGGGGAGCACUCAGAGACUGACUCCAGCCAGUACAGCACCGACGACUCCGAGCUCCUCCAGAUAAUAGACAGCGAGAACGAAGCGCUGCUGGCAGCCCUCACCGAGACAUUGGAUGAUAUACAUGGAGAUGACAUGAGCCUGGCUGCCUUCCGAACUAUGGAAGAGGGGGACACACUCAACCAUGCCUACACCUCGCCUGCCCCCUCCCCCAAACCCACCGUCCCGGUCACGGGUGGGCCACCCCCGGCCCCCGAGUUUGAUGAGCUGUCUCUACUGAAGAAGUUGCUCCUCUCUCCAUCACAUGUGCCUCCGAGCUGUGAGGCUCAGCGGGAUGGGAGCGCCCGGCACCCAGGGACCCCUAAGUCCCGACCCGCACGGCCCUGCACAAAGGUGGAGGGUCCCCGGGACAGAAAGGUGAGUGUCCCACAGACGCAGAGCCGCAGCUGCACCGAGCUGCACCGGCACCUGACCUCCACCACUCCUUGCUCCCAGACCAAAGGCCCUGGAGCCCCUGAGGAGUGCCACCACCACCACCCUUCCCCAGGUGACUGCAUUCAUCACGAGGAUGACAGUGACUCCAGUGAGGACUCACUGAGUUCUGGUGACUCAGUGACCCCCUCCUCCUUGGCAGAUGAUGGCCCCAGAAGCCAGUACUGUGAGGGGGAGAUGCACUCGGUGGUGGAACUCAUCCGCUAUAUGCACACCUAUUGCCUGCCAGCGCGAAAGAUGCCUCUCCGUGACACGGCUGAUGCCAAGUCCCAGCCUUGCAGCAGCCCCUUCAAGAGAGCAAAACCGGACUGCCCUGCAAAGCCAGGCACCCCUGUCAGUGCCCAGAGCCCACCAGGCUGCACCUGGCAAGUGUCUGGGGCCUGCAAGAAGCCCGGAGCAUCCUUUUCUAUCCUGAAGGAACUGCUGGCGCGGGACCUGCUGUGUGAUGUGAGCAAGCCAUACCGCCUGGGCAAGCCUGUAUAUGCUGCCCUGACCCAGCCACCUGGCUCCCACUCCCCUGUGUCACCACCCCACGAUGGGGAGGAUGCCACUGGGACCUGCACAUCCAGAGCCAAAACAGCACCAGAGAAGGGUGAGCCACAGCAGAGCCCCAGGCCCGAGGCAGAGGCACUGCGGGAGCCGAGUGGACUUGAGCACGAUGCUGGGAAGUGUGUGAGUGUCCUGGGGGUCGCUGCCGGGAAGGUGGCCCGCAAGCAGGAGAGCACCAUUUAUGCUGUCCGUCGAUCCAAGAGACUCAACCCUGAGCUUGGCCACUGGCUUUCCUUCCUUGAUGAGCCAUCUCCUGACCCCUCCAGCCCCAGGGAGACAGGGGACAGCCGCAGCCCCCAGAAUGCUCUAAUGUACAGGCAACCCACACUGUGCCCAGCGCUGGAGGGCUUCUCUGCUGAAGAGCCUGCAGCUGAAGUGGAGGUGGGGGGCACAGCACCACCAGCGGAGCUCCAGCCACUCUCCCUGUGCUCCCCGGGGCAUGGUGAGGUGGGUGAUGGGACUGAGAGCCGGCGCUGUGCCCUCCUGGAGCAAGCAGAAACACCUCGGUGUCUCACGCUGUCCUUGGCACAAACUGACCCAACCUUUGGGAAAAGAAACUUUGAGCCAAUGCUGACUGUGGAGCUGUGUGGGACAGCAGGUCUCACGCCACCCACCACUCCACCAUAUAAGCCGGCCGAGGAGGACCUAUACAAGCCAGACAUCCCCCAGGAGCCGGGGAAGGAGGAUGGGACAGCCCACAGCCCCAGGGGUGCAGGGGAUCUGGCAGCUUCCCAGAAAGCCCCCAGGAAGCACCCGGAGAGGACAGAGCUCUUCGCCCACCUGAGCCGAGCCACCGGGCACCCCGCACCCCCUGAGCAGCAGGGCGUGCUCAAGCGGCCCUUCUCCUGCUCCUUUGGGGACCAUGACUACUGCCAGGUGCUGAAGCCCGAGGCCACGCUGCAGAGGAAGGUGCUCAAAUCGUGGGAGCCCCCGGGCCAGGUAGAGUCGGACCACAAAAGGAGGAUCCCGGCUGCCCACUACCAGGGACUGGACUUCAGCAGCAAGGAGGCAGGCGGCGAGAUGCUGUGGAAGAAUGGUGUCAAGCAGCUGAGAGACCAGGAGAUCAGAGCCAGCUUAACGAAGCACUUUGGCUUUCUGGACAGUGCUCUUGAUGAUGAGGACAUGGCCUUCUGCAAGACCCCCGAGUAUGACAAUGUCUUUGAAGAUAGCUGCAGUGAGAGUGGCUCCCUCGUGGAGGAGGAGGAGGAGGAAGAGGACGAGGAGGAAGAACAUGGCGAUACCAAGCUGUGCCUGCGGAGAAACAUCCUUUCCAGGACCAGUUCACAUUACUGUUCCCGGAGCAGGUCCAGCUCAGGGUCUUCGUGCUGCCGGUCCCGAUCACCCGCGAGCAGACGCACCUUCAGGUGUGAGAAUGGUGAGCAGUGUCAGAGCAGGAGCAGGCACCAGGGCCAGCUGGAGAAGAGACGAGAAAAGGCCAUCGGGGAAGGCCGGGUGGUGUAUGUCAGAAACCUCUCCAGCAGCAUGAGCUCCAGUGAACUGAAGAAACGCUUUGAGGUCUUUGGUGAAAUCGUGGAGUGUCAGGUCCUGUCUAGGACUAACAGGGGAGAUAAAUACGGCUUCAUCACCUACCGGUAUUCAGAGCAUGCCGCCUUAUCUCUGAAGAACGGCACCUUGCUAAGGAAGAGGAAUGAGCCUUCCUUCCAGCUCAGCUCUGGUGGCCUCGGGCACUUCUUCUGGACCAGAUACACUGACCUGGACUGCAGCGCGGAGGAGUCCUCCUCGGCUCCAGUGAGAAGCAAGUACGAGGCGAUGGAUUUCGACAGCUUGCUGCAGGAGGCCCAGCUAAGCCUGCAUCGGUAA